AUGCAGCGGGUUGACGAUCCUGAUCGUCGCAGCAGGCGAGACCAAUUGUGGAAUGAUAAGCGCCUGCUUUCGAAAUCCACGUCGUCAUCCACUCGUUCAUCAAGACACGCACGCAUUUCUCCGGAAUCUCGUGCUCCAGGUCUGUUGGAGCAUUCCGCGGGGCAGGAAUGUGUGCGUCGGUGGCUGCUGCUGCACAGGAGAAUAGUAUGUCGAGAGAAUGAACGGCCAAUACGAUCCCUCGACAGCCCUCUACUCUCAUUCCAUCGAUAUGACGCUUUGCAAAUCACUCAAUCGGUCGGUCGGAUCAUGGAGACAUGCCGAUGCGCAUUGGUCCCGGUCACCUAG
Messenger RNA from Pseudozyma hubeiensis SY62, 345 nucleotides. RefSeq lists its product as hypothetical. Lineage: Eukaryota; Fungi; Basidiomycota; Ustilaginomycetes; Ustilaginales; Ustilaginaceae. The record is from RefSeq and is a predicted model, not a curated record. The transcript is spliced from 2 exons. The coding region runs from base 1 to 345 and encodes 114 amino acids.